GAAAUCCCCCCCUUGCCGCCCGCCAUUAUCGGAAGGAAGCGGGAAGGGGACCAAACCACCGGUCUCCUCUUCUUCCCGCAGGUAAUCAGCCAGAUGAAGAACCAGAAAAUGGCGAAUAGAUCGUCACGCGACAACAACAAGGUGUUCGCCAGUUUGACUCGCAAAGAUGAUUCAGAUAUUGAUCCGUCUUACAAGAUUUUCUUGGAAAAUCUAAUUGAAGAUGGAAGUGCGUAUGUGUUUCAUAUGCCAAAUGGGGACCAUGGCUUGCCUGCUUCCAUCAGGUAUGAAGAGGAUGUUAUGCCAUAUGGAGCCGCAAAUGCCAGAGACGGCACAAAUGUCCCCAAAAAAUUGCCACACACAAGUCGGGGUGGUCCGAACGUCGACCGACUAGAUCAAACAUCAGGCAGCGCUGUCAAUGUAAAUGCGGGCCAUUCCUUUCUCCCAAGGACAUCGUCUGUGAAGAAGAACACCUCAGAUGUUGAUGAAUCUUACGCAGAAUUUCUGAGCCUCAUGAAGAUCAAGGAUGGUUUCAUGGUUCUUGAGCUGGAACCAGGUGUUACUGUGGUAUAUGAGCAAGAGGAGGAGACACCCCCUGGAUAUGAUGAAUUGAGAACUGUGGUUAUGUCUGAACGUGGAAUUGACAGGCCUGCUCCAGACAAUUUGCAUGGUCGGGAUUCAAUCUGCACAGAUGAGCAUGGAGUUGUACCUUGUACUGAAUCUUCUGAUUUUGAGGCAUGUGAAGAUUGUGAAGAAGAACCGCUUUCUCUUAGUUGUGGUGCUCCUUCUACAUUUGAUGAAAAACUUGAUUCUGUUUUAAGUCAGCCAUAUGACCAAAAUGAAUACGAAGAGCUUAUGAGAAAAGCCACUGACCAGAAGCCUGUGAGCAGACAAAGACAAUUGCGAAGUGGAUCCAAACGCUAUCCCACAGGAUUCGUUGGACUGUCGUAUCUUGAUCACUACCCAGAUCUGGCCAAGCAAAUCGACACUGCUGACACUAAUGAGAGACGACUGAACCUCCUGCGAAAAUUCUUCUUCUGGCUGGAGAACUUAUGCCAUGAUGGAGCACACAUGCCAUGGAUCCCCAAGGCGCUGGCCUGCAAUCCCAUCGCACCAGAUGACUAACCGAGAACCGGAACAGACACGGUUGUCCAAUAUGCUGCGAGACUGGAGGAAAAACAGGCAGGGUGCAGGUCGAUGCAGCAACUCCUCGAUCGGCAGCUAUGUAAAUAUGUCAACCAUGUACUUUUGUUGUGCGGCCGCAUGUAAGUAGCCUCGUAUGUGCUGCUUUGGGUUUGUGAUUUAGCCAGAUCUGUGUGUGAUCUUCGGUGUUCUCUAUGGUGCUAUGGACGUUUGUUUCUUA
Molecule: messenger RNA, 1360 nt
Organism: Triticum urartu
Lineage: Eukaryota; Viridiplantae; Streptophyta; Magnoliopsida; Poales; Poaceae
Source: RefSeq, a predicted model, not a curated record